Desarmillaria tabescens is the source of this 1578-nucleotide messenger RNA. RefSeq lists its product as uncharacterized. The transcript is spliced from 4 exons. Bases 53 to 1477 code for a protein of 474 amino acids. The record is from RefSeq and is a predicted model, not a curated record. Gene Ontology annotation, molecular function: nucleic acid binding. NCBI's taxonomy places the organism in Eukaryota, Fungi, Basidiomycota, Agaricomycetes, Agaricales, Physalacriaceae.
AAAUUCUUGUGGAUCUUCAUUUUGUUUUCUCCUCAGAAAAGGCGCGCGGAUUAUGCUCCAUUUUAUACAGAGACAAUGCCUGAACAGGCCCUUUCGUCUCUAUCGAGCAUUGUCUACUGCUUCUCAAGGAACAGAAACCGUUAACAAGGACGGCGAAUCCUUCCUACGGCAGCAACGGACCCCAACCCCACGCUCACCGUAUACUCGUUCCCUCUAUGUUUAUGACCUUCCAGAGGACUACGAUCCUGCAACCGUGGUAAGGGCUAUUGGAGAAGAGCCCAUACACCGAAUCAGCCUCGGUGAGGAUACCAUGUAUGUGAACUUUUGGACACCCGCACAAGCCUCCCGAGUUUUGAAUCGCACUGGUGGGAUAUUGAUGGUCCAGGGGAUGGAUGCUUCUAUCAGAUUCAACAAAACUGCUCAGGACACCCUAACAGCUAGUUCUGUUGCUCAUCUGGGCAUUGCGCAUACUACGCGCGCACUCUUUGUGUUCGGGGAGUCCGUGCAGGAAAAGUCCUUGGAAGAGUGGAGGAAGUUAGCUCUUCAGUACGGGCCAUUGGAAAGUGUAAAUUUCGGGACACAAAAGGACAACUCACCGUUUGUCGUUAUCACAUUUUUGUCCGCUGAACACGCUCGUAAGGCCAUGUCAGGACUGAAACAUAGGCAUACUGUCAAGUAUCGGCGUGACUAUGAGGCUGCGAAUAGGCCUGACGUCCAGAGACGCGUCUUGCUGUCAGGACUUAACUCUACUCUUUCCACGACCGUCUUGACGAACCAUAUACUCGAUACGAUUGCAUCGAUUGGCCACGGAGAGAAGAUAAUCAAACUAAGUCGCAGCGGCCCUAGGAUUGGCAAAGCGCGAAAUCUUUUUUUCGAUUCUUUCAAAACUGCGAAUUCGAAUCCAUACGGACUGACGGUGGAACUACAGUCAAUUCGGCCUAUAUCUCCAUCCCUGUACCAAGCAAUCUACAGCGGUGCCAACAGAACUAUCCGUUUGUACACGAACAAGCAGGAAAUUCCCAGGACAAAAUUAAUGGACGACUUAAAUUCGAUGGGGCAUAUCGCCCAAGUGUAUUCAAAGGAAGGAAUAGCACUCAUUACUUUCAGCUCAAUCUUCGACGCGCUCAAAGCUGUCAGCGACCUUGCAGCAGGACGGCACAAUCUUGGUGAUUAUACGGGCCUUUCAGUAUCGUUUUCCAAGAACGACCUCCAGGCAAUCCUGAAGCCGGCCGUUAUUGCUGAGCCGGAAGGCAUCAAUGGUGAGGAAGAUGUUGAAAGAGAGAUUGCGGGAAAGGGAUCUGAUCCUGCGGACAUUAUUGCUAAUGUUAUGGCCUCAGAAAACUCUGCGACCACAUCUGUGGAUGACGGUGCCUUUAAGCAGAUACUGGAAACAAUACCUGCUGAACAGGAGACUGCAGAUGUAGCUGCGGAGAGUCCAGCCAAGGCAGAGCCAGCACCACCCAAUACCAGCACUUGAAUUAAAAUUACAUUAUUUGAAAAUAGUUCUAAUUGAUGACGUCACCUCGCUCGCUGUGUUACUUUCGGAGUUGAAUAUUUCUCGUUCUUCUUCCUUUCGUG